This is a messenger RNA of Dictyostelium discoideum AX4, 615 nucleotides long. RefSeq lists its product as hypothetical. Bases 1 to 615 code for a protein of 204 amino acids. The record is from RefSeq and is a predicted model, not a curated record. The transcript is spliced from 2 exons. Lineage: Eukaryota; Evosea; Eumycetozoa; Dictyosteliales; Dictyosteliaceae.
AUGGAUAAAGAUAAUAAUGAAUUUUUUGAAUACAAGAAGCCUUUUAAAUUUAAUAAACUAUGCAUGGCAUUUAAAGAUGAUUGUAAUAUUUUAUCAAAAUUAGAAAAAAAUCAAUUACCAUCAGAUGUAAUGUUAUUAGAUGGAUUCAAUCAAAAAUUCAUACAAAAUAUAUUACCUGAGGGUCUUGAAUCAUUGUAUUUAGGUGAUAUAAAACAAGAAUUAGUUAUUGGUUCAAUUCUUUAUACUGUAAAGAAUGUCUAUUUAUUUGAUGGAUUCAAUCAAAAAUUAAUACCUGCUGUAUUACCAAAAGGUGUUAAAUCAUUGUUUAUAGGUGAUAUUAAACAAAAAUUAAUUAUUGGUUCAAUUCCUAAUACUGUAAGGAGUGUAUAUUUAGAAGAUGGAUUCAAUCAAAAACUAGCACCUGCUAUAUUACCAGAAGGUGUUGAAUCAUUGGAUUUAGGUGAUAUAAAACAAGAAUUAAUUAAUGGUUCAAUUCCUAAAACUGUAACCAAAGUAGUUGUUUCAAAAAAGUUUAAAUACCAAAUUAAACCCUAUGUUUCUAAUAAAGUUCAAACCACGGGAAAAAUUAAAAUUCACUGGGAGAAGUUUUAUUGA